This is a messenger RNA of Spodoptera frugiperda (fall armyworm), 2029 nucleotides long. RefSeq lists its product as uncharacterized. The transcript is spliced from 6 exons. Bases 284 to 2029 code for a protein of 581 amino acids. The record is from RefSeq and is a predicted model, not a curated record. NCBI's taxonomy places the organism in Eukaryota, Metazoa, Arthropoda, Insecta, Lepidoptera, Noctuidae.
UAAACAUUGGAAUUGUUACUGAUUUUUAAACUCAUUGUUAAAAAGUUUCAUCGUUUUUAAGUUGCCUUUUAAAAACCCGAUUUUAAAUUCAGUUUUAUUUUGAAAAUAUAAUUUGUUUCAAUUCAAAUGGUGUACUAGACAUAUCAAAAAGUUACUAAUAAAAAAAUAAUUACGUCCUAUUUACCCUGUUAAAAUAUGUAGGAUCAUUAAAUCAUUGUGUGCAAGAAAGAUCUUUUUAAAUACUAUGAUUUUUAAAUGAAGAUCAAGAGACUUUAAAGACAGAAUGGGAACCACUAUGUUAUUAGUGUUGUUCAGUCUGUUCUUAAAUUAUAAUUUAGUGCAAUGUGUUUUGAAUACAACAGACAAAUUCAACGAAACAGAAGUAAUGAAAGGGCACCAAGAGCUCAUGAAAAAAGUUCACACAUUCUUCACAGAGUUAAAAAAACUAUUCGUAGCCAAAAAAUCAUUACAGAGAAAGAAAGAGAAAGAAGCAGAAAUCGACGAAGGCGUGAAAGAGACAACACAUUCAAAUCUAAGAGCUUUUCCAAAUAACAUUGACUUCAAUCAAUCUACUUCCAAUUAUAAACUGCAUAAGUUACCUAAACACAUUAAUAAACCUAUAUUCCCGAUAACACAUAUACCAAUCCAUGUUUACAAAAAACUAUUUCCUGACAGCAUACCUGAACAGUUUACUUUUCGUUCAGGAAACUUUUCUAUUCGAGAAUCUAUUCCUUCUCUAUCUAAUUUAUCAUUUAUUUUACCUCCAAUGGCUAGGUUCAAACGACCAUCAUCUUUACAUGCUACUAAAAAGACAACAAAAUCAAUAGCUGCAAGAAAUAUCGCUUCUUUAAAAGCGGAAUUGGAAAGCUUGUAUAGAAAUAGUACUGCAUCAGUUUUGCAUACUUCUAAAAUUAGACAGAAAUUCUUCUUUAAGAAAAGAACAUCUGUAUCUACUUCUAAUAUUAACUCUGACGUCACUUCAACCUCUUCACCACCUCCUCUUUCAUCCACAUCAACUUUUCUACCAUCAUUUGACGAAUCAGAUGUCCUAUACCCUAUUUCAAAUUCUAAAUCUUCUCCUCUUAAGUCUAAAUUUGCUUCUCGUGUAUCGAGGUCAGAGAAAAUGACUACAAAAAAGCUUCUUAGGAUGCAACAACAAGAGCUGAGUAAUUUCACGUCUUCUGAUAAACCGGAGAAUGAAGAUCCGGAUAUUGAAGAUGGUAACGUUACUAGUACUGAAAAUCCAAAUAUUGAAGAAGAUGAUAAUGUUACAACUCAUCUAGAUUUAUCACAAUGGCAUCUAACUCCUGCACGAAUGAAACCAAAAACCCACCACGGACGCCACCACCCACACCAUCCCCACCAUGCAAGGCAGAAGCACUCACUGAAGAAAAGGAUGAGGCUAAAGUAUCUCAGGAAUAAAAAGAAGGGCUCUACAAAAUACAUGACCACGAAAGCUGAUAAGGCUUUUAUAAAAAUUUCGUAUAAGGUCUAUCUUGGGUCUCGUGAGACGACAACUACUGAUGGCAGCCCUGGCUAUCUGCGCUUAGGUCCCGCUAAAGCUGUCACACCAGGUUUACUGCCCACUGGGUCGACCAAGUCUCCGAACCUUCGUUACUACGAGAUGAUGAAGGAACUAGACGAGGGAUAUAUGAUGAUAUUUCUGAUAGAACUUUGCAGAAUAAUUUCUACGAAGGAUCAGAAACAAGUUCAAGAUGUCAUCAUGCAUACUAUAACUAUAAUCAAUGAACUACAACAAAAUGGAAGGUUGAUCUGGUUGGGGAGGCCGUUACUAGACAUCACUGUGAAACUGUCAAGAUUUGUCUCUAAAGCACCAAUUGAUCUUGUGAGAUCUUACGCAAACAUGACGACACAAAUGCUACGUGAGAGGAAUCAAGCACUCUCCGAGGAAGAGAAUUCAAUACUGGACCAUGCAGACUCUUUCUACGAUAGUAAAGAAGGAGAAUAUCUGUUUAAUUCUCUAAAGGAAUUCGAGGCAUUUCCUGAGAGUAAGUAUAACCAAUAUUAA